Rhineura floridana is the source of this 2379-nucleotide messenger RNA. RefSeq names its product golgi reassembly stacking protein 1 (gene GORASP1). Gene Ontology annotation, cellular component: Golgi apparatus. Bases 159 to 1427 code for a protein of 422 amino acids. The transcript is spliced from 9 exons. NCBI's taxonomy places the organism in Eukaryota, Metazoa, Chordata, Lepidosauria, Squamata, Rhineuridae. Gene Ontology annotation, molecular function: protein binding. The record is from RefSeq and is a predicted model, not a curated record. Gene Ontology annotation, biological process: Golgi organization.
GCGAGCGUGUCCUUCUGCCGGCCUCUUGCCCUUCGCGCAUGCUCAGUCGGCGCUGCAGCGUUGGAACUUGGCAGCCGAUGCUCGACGGCCGCUGAGGUGAAGGAAGAGGAUGAUGGGUGCGUUGCUUCCGAGCUCCUGAGCGUGCCCUCUCUGUAGCCAUGGGGCUGGGCGCCAGCUCGGAAGUCCCCGACGGGGGCUCCGAGGGAUAUCAUGUGCACGGGGUUCAGGAAAACUCCCCCGCUCAGCAGGCUGGACUGGAGCCGUUCUUUGAUUUCAUUCUCACUAUAGGACACACCAGGCUGAACAAAGAAGGGGACACCUUAAAAGACCUGCUGAAAGCCAAUGUGGAGAAGGCUGUGAAACUGGAGGUCUAUAACAUAAAAACAAUGAAAGUGCGUGAGGUGGAGGUGGUCCCCAGCAAUAUGUGGGGAGGGCAAGGACUUCUGGGCGCCAGCGUGAGGUUCUGUAGCUUUCAAGGAGCCAGUGAGCACGUGUGGCACGUGCUGGAUGUGGAGCCUGCUUCUCCUGCAGCGCUGGCUGGCCUGAAGCCGCACACUGAUUACAUUGUUGGAUCGGAUCAGAUACUGCAGGAGUCAGAAGAUUUCUUCUCACUAAUUGAAUCCCACGAGGGGAAACCCUUGAAGCUGAUGGUCUAUAACACAGAAUCUGAUUCCUGUCGAGAGGUUUUUGUAACCCCCAAUGGAGCCUGGGGUGGUGAAGGAAGUUUAGGAUGCGGCAUUGGAUAUGGUUAUUUGCACAGAAUUCCAACGCAGUCUGUUCUACCAAAGAAAAAGCCAGAAGCUGGGCCCCCUCCUCCUUUGCUCUUGGGAGACACACCUCCCGAACCACCAACUAAUGGCUAUACAGAGGCUCCUCUGUUGGCAUCCAGCUUCCAAAGCGAAGAAGCUGCAAGCUUAGAGUACAACACAGAUGACAGUGUAAAUAUGUAUCCAAUAGAAAAUUCUCUUCAUCCUCCUCCACCUGUCCAGAGAGUCAUGGAUCCAGGUUUUAUAGAUAUGUCUGGAGCUUCUUUUCCUGAAUUAAUUGACUUAGUGAAAACAGUCAAUGUGCCUUCCUCUACUUCUUUCAACUUAACAGAAACUGUCACAGCAACCGAUGGCUUGCUAGCUAACAGGGGAGUUCAUUCACACUUUGACCAGACCUCUAUUCCAGUCUCUGAAGAUUCAACAUCUUAUGUAGAGGGCUUGAGUCCUCAGCCAGAGUUGAAUGAAGUGAUGCCUUCAGUUUCUCCUCUACCAUCCCCUCCUAUGGAUAUCUCUGUAAAUGUAACAUCUAAUGCUGAUGCCGGUGCUCAAGAAACUGUUCUGCUUUCAGAUAGAACUGAAUUUGUAAUGCCCGAAGUGUUACAUCCUGACAAUGAGGAUGAAAAUGCCCAGACUCUGAUGGAAGAAAGUGAACAGAACUAGGUUCAGAAAUGACACCACUUGUCAUGUGCUCUAAGGAUAUUAAUACUAGAAAAUAUGCCUUUAAUGCCCAGAAACAUCCAUUCUGUUGCUGUAUUACAGCAAGUGUAAGAAUUUAAACUGUGUCCAGGAGCAUCUAGACAGUCUCUCAUUGUUUGAUGGGUUUGGACAUUUGUGUAACUCCUGCUCAGCAAUAACACUAGCAAUUUGAUAUGGAAUAAGUUCUUUUUAAAAAUGCUAACUUCUAGGAACUGUUAAUCUCUAUAUCCUAAACUGUUAAGCAAGAUUGUUGCAAAAAAGUGCAGCUAAUAGCACACCAGUUUGAUUUUUAGUAGAGCUUUUUAACCCUUUCUGGGUUUCAGUUUUAAUUGUGACCAUUGUUCACUGAUUUUAUUUUUCAUCUCACAUCAUUUCAUUUCAGUGUUUUCUAAAUAACUUUCUAACCUGACCCAUUUUAACGCCAAUGUAGAAAAUGCUGACUCAUGAUAAAAAUAGUAUGUUUAAUUUGCUUUUCAAAUUCCAAGGCUAUAACCCAGCUUCCCCUUCCCCAGAGUCACAGUGCUUGUCUGCAGAAGGGCUGCCUUGAACUCAUAGCUCCCUCCCAGGCAGAUCCAAGUGAGAUGUGAUAUCCUCUCCACUCUGUGGCACAUUUGUAGUUUCUGGGAGAUGUGGAAGCAUACACAGACCUGACCACUGUACAUAUAUGCCAAAGAAGGAAGGAAACAUUCUGCUGUAACAAGAGUUUGAACUGAAACUAUUUUAUUCUUUUGGAUACCUUACUUGUUACUGAAACAAUCUUGUAACUGAUGGGAAGGCCUUGAAAAAGUCGUUUCAAGGUGAAAAUACUUGAGCAAUGUAGUUUUAGACUUGGAAUUAGAUGUUGCUGAAAUCUUUCUUUUCAACCUUUGUAAAUUAAAGGCUGUGAUCCUAAAUAUGUAUGUAUGGGUAAAAAUAA